UAUAUAUAUAUAUAUAUAUAUAUCAUGUAAUGUAGGUGAAUAUGUUACAUAAAUGAUAUUCAAAGAGUCUUUAUUCAAUAAAACAUGACAUGACACAGGGCCUGACAUAAUAUAUUCCAGUCGUCACAUUUCUUGUUGACAAAACUGGGAAUUAUGCCUGUUUUGUUGUUUCCUAAUUUUUUUAAUUUCGGGCACUUCUUAACCUCUCUGAUCGAUAACUACUCAAGUGUUAUAUUUAAGGGAUCACUAAAUUAGAUAAUCUAUAGAGUUUACGAAAACCGAACCUUUCUUACGAUUUAAUUCAAAGGUUUCAAAAGGAAUUUAAUUAGAACUGGGAUCUUACCGUUUCUGUCCCUUUCCACAGUCACACAUUAUAUUUAUUUAUCUGAUACUCUUUAACCUCAAAAGACAAAUUCAAGCUUUGGAAUAACAAAUAAUUUGCCAUCAUGACGGAGUGCUUGGCUUAUAACCCGCAAAAUAACUUUGCGUCAGUUAUUGAAAAUAUUAACAGAGAACUUAGAGAAAAAGGUCACUUAGCUGCAUCAGAUGAUUCUAGAAUGUUGGAUGACACGAGUCCAACAACUCGGGCGUUCGUAGAACACAAGCAGCUGAUGACGGAACUGAGAUCUCAGAACUAUGAUGUCAUCAGGUUUGCUACUUACCGAACUGCCUGUAAAUUACGCUUCAUACAGAAACGGACCAACUGUAAGUGAUUUUUUUUCAUUCUGUAG
Molecule: messenger RNA, 731 nt
Organism: Octopus bimaculoides (California two-spot octopus)
Lineage: Eukaryota; Metazoa; Mollusca; Cephalopoda; Octopoda; Octopodidae
Product: dystrobrevin beta
Biological process (GO): synaptic signaling
Cellular component (GO): synapse; plasma membrane
Molecular function (GO): zinc ion binding
Source: RefSeq, a predicted model, not a curated record